CAGUGAUCCACCUGCCUUGGCCUCCAAAAGUUCUGAGAUUACAGGUGUGAGCCACCACGCCUGGCCAAGUCUUAGGUAUUUUUAUGGAAUGAGGCAAGUUACUUAUUUUCAGAACCUCAGUUUUUCUUGUUUUUAAAAUGGGAAUAAUGUUUAUCAUAAAGAACUAAUAUUGGGGUUUAAAUUAGGAUAACAAAUAUAAAACAACUAGUGAAGUGUAGCACAAAUUAAGUAUUGGUUGCAUUUGUUUCACAAGAUUCCCUUUAGCACAGAUCUUUGUUUUUUUCUUUUAAAAAUCAUUAUUUCAGGAAGAAUGGGGUUGGGAGAAAUCUGGUCUACUGGGUAGUUUGGAAACGGAUCUUUAGGGAGAGGGCAUUUUUAGGGACCUGACUAAUUUACAGUAAAAAUGUCAGAGAGCAGGGUGUUUAGAAUCUCCAAGUGAAGACUUUGAAGAGUCUAAAGGGGACAAAAUAAGAAUUCUUACUUGUGCAAAGGCAGCAUGGUAGAGUGAAAACUAAAACAGACUGUGAAUUGAUCAAUUACUCAACAAAUUUAACAGCUAUUUAUUAUGCACCUAUUAUUUGCCAGGUACUGUUUGAUGCUUAGCAUAUAAGAUCCUUGCUCUCCCUCAGGGAGUUUACACUGUGGAGGUAGUGGGAAGACACAGACAAUAAAUACGAGAGAAGGUUGCAAAUACUUAGGGAUUAUGAAUGCUGUGGGGUAGGGUAGAAUAGGUAUCUAAGAGCUAGAUGAGCACUACUCAAAAUGUGGCCUGUGAUCAGUCUGAGAACUGUUUGCUUUUGGUCCUCUGUGAGAUAACUGAAAUUGAGAGUUUAUAGAAAUUUUUACAUCAAUCUGAUAAUGUAAUUUUAUGUCGAUUGAGUCAAAACAAUUAAGACUCAUUUUAUAUGCCUAUUUUAAAUUUCAUUUUUCAAGUAAUUCAUUGCCACCAUAUUUUACAACAGCAUUGAUCUAUAAUGGGUUGAAAAUAAAACACCAGUCUUUACUGUAUUCAUUUGAGCAGUGAGCUAGAUCAACAGUUGCCAUUGUUAGGACUUUUAGUAAGCGUGUUGUGGAGAUUUUCAGCUUGUUUUGAUGAAUUAAUUCACUCUCAAGUAAUUAGCUUAUUUGGCUUAAAAAUAUUUACAUCCAUGUUAUUUACACUAUAUUUUAUGUUGGACUGAACGAUUUUAGGUCUUUUGAUUUUCAAAUACUUUUAUUCAUGGUUGGAUGCAUGAUACAAGUAGGAAGAGACCAAAAUUAAAACUAUAAGGUAUAUAAUAAGUGAUUUCUUUUUUUAAUUUUUAACUUCUAGAUUCGGUUCUCAAUACUUAGAUUAUUUCUAAUAUAUUUUUUCUCAACUCAUAUUUUAUGAUCAGUAUAUGGUACUUAGAAAGCUCUUUUGAUAUAAGACCUUUCCUCCAACCAAGAGUUAAUUGAUAUGGUGUACACUGCAUGAAAUUAAAUCAUUAUGUUUGUUCCCAUCACUUCAUCUGCUGCUGGUGGGUUGUAGAUCCUGAGAAGAGAAUAUAGUUGUUUGAGAAAAUUUAUCGUUGAUAACCUAGGUAAUAUUUUUGAUUGUCUGUAUAAGUUCUACCAUUUGUAUUGAUAAAUAAUAACUUUGAGUCCCCUCAUUUAUAGCCCCAUUAUCUUUUUUAUGUAAUAGGGGUAACUUAAGAAUUAUGUUGAAGAUAGCUGAAAAUAAGAUUUAGAAAUACGGGAAAUAUUUUGGAUAACCCCUAGUUAGCAUUUUAAGUACUUCUUUUCAUUUUAUUAUUUCAGAUGUGGGACUAAAUUAGUUUCCGGAUUGUUAUUUUAAAAUGAAAUUUAAUAUAGCUAUAGCCUUAACGAAAAUGGUAAUGGAGUAGAAUUAUAUAUUAAUAGAUCAUAAAUUAACUACAAACUAAAUAAAAAUUUUUUAAAAAGGCCUUACAGAUAAUGACUCAACUCUUGCCUUGUCAUAUCUGGCCAGUGAAAACAAUACAUGAAUGAUACAGGUUUGAAAAGAAUGUGGCACAGACAGAAUAUUUUCUUGUGAAGACGUUCUUAAUUUAAUAUGCCUAGGUUUUGGUACUGAGCAUAUGCUUUGGUAAUAUUAACUAGUGGUAAAUGUGUUGAAUUGUUUAACCAUCAUAAUAGUGAUACUUGAAGGUACACAAUGCUUAUUAUUUGGUGAAAUGUUAAUAUACUUAUAAGAGCAAAUCUACUUAAUGAUGUUUACUAUUUAAUUGAUUGGUUAAAAUUUGAAAGGUAGUUGUAGAGUAGAAUGAGGAUAGCUUUUAGGUAAUGUGAAUUAUAAUUUGUAAAAUUUUUAAUGAUUGUUAAACAGCAGCCAUUGAAUUUACGUGGUCUGUGCCAUAAGUAAGCUAAGGCUUUUGAAUAUCUCUGAGAGUUAAAAAUAUUUUUAUUGUGGUGGGGGGUGGAAUUUCAGUUAUAUAAGAAUUAUAAAUUGGUUUUCUUUUAUUACCUGGAUUUGAAUUAUAUUAGUAAGUAGAUAACUAGAUAUAUUCUAGAACCAGUCAGUACAUGUUGGGGAACAAAUGGGGAGGGUUUACUCAGCAGUACUCUCCUUUAGUUUGGUCAUGAAAUGAGGACUGCUUUAUGUAAAUUGUUCUUACUGGCGCCAGCUAGCUGUAACUGCAGUCUGGCUGUGCUGGGGCAGCAAAUAAAAUGUGUCAUGGAUUUUCUGUUUGGAAUGUAUAAGAAUUCAGCCUUUUGGACUGAAAGAACAGAGUUGAUACAUUAGAAUAGCAGUAGUGAGACCACAAUUGACAGUGAAUAUGUGAAAUAGUGAGAAGCUAUAAGCCUUUUAAGCUUUUAGUUCUUUUAUAGAUUUAUGCCUAUUGAUACUAUUGGGUAAUAUGUGGGAGGUACUUAACUGCACACAGUUGCUGCAGACCUAAUAGUUGGCAGCAUAGAAAGCAGUACAAAGAAUUCUGAUUCUAGGCAUUUUCACUUGAAAUAGUCAUUUUGAAGAUAUACUCUGUGUGUUCUGUGAGCUUCAUUGACAUAUUGUCUGACGUUUUUUGGCUUUUGUGGUAAAUGGGAUGUAUGCUGCACAAACUACCCAACAGAUGUGAACCACUGUUUGAAAGGAAUUUUAAUAUGUAGCCAACCUACUAUAUUCUUUUUUUUUUAAUGAAUAUGAAUCAAACAAGAAAUUUAGACUCAAGAAGGCUUACCUAGAAGUCUGCAUUAGCUUUUAAUGUUUAUACAAAUGAACUAAGUAGCAGUGGUUUACAGAAGAGGAAGUCCUUUUCACAGUGUCAAGCUGCCCACAGAUUCAAAAUGGACAGUUUAGAAGAACCUCAGAAGAAAGUCUUUAAGGCUCGAAAAACGAUGAGAGUGAGUGAUCGUCAGCAACUUGAAGCCGUGUACAAGGUCAAAGAAGAACUGUUGAAAACUGAUGUCAAGCUGUUAAAUGGCAACCAUGAAAAUGGAGAUUUGGACCCAACCUCACCUUUGGAAAAUAUGGAUUACAUUAAAGACAAGGAAGAGGUGAAUGGCAUUGAAGAGAUUUGUCUUGAUCCUGAAGAAAGUAAAACAGAAUGGAAAGAAACACCCUGUAUCCUAAGUGUUAAUGUAAAAAACAAGCAGGAUGAUGAUUUAAAUUGUGAACCUUUGUCUCCCCAUAACAUAUCUCCAGAACCAGACUCUAAACUGACUGCUGAACCAGUUUCUGGUGAUCCAGCCACUGGUGAUCUAGAUGCUGGAGAUCCAACCUCUGGAGUACUGGCCUCUGGUGAUUCCACCUCUGGUGAUCCCACCUCUAGUGAGCCCUCCUCUAGUGAUGCUGCCUCAGGUGAUGCAACCUCUGGUGAUGCCCCUUCUGGUGAUGUCCCCUCUGGUGAUGUCACCUCUGGUGAUGCCACCGCUGAUGAUCUCUCCUCUGGUGAUCCCACCUCUGGUGAUCCCAUCCCAGGUGAACCGGUCCCUGUUGAACCCAUUUCUGGUGAUUGUGCCGCUGAUGAUAUAGCCUCUAGUGAAAUAACUUCUGUUGAUCUGGCUUCUGGAGCACCAGCUUCCACUGAUCCAGCCCCUGAUGAUCUGGCCUCUGGUGAUCUAUCUUCUAGUGAAUUGGCCUCUGAUGAUUUAGCCACUGGUGAACUGGCCUCUGAUGAGCUGACUUCUGAAUCAGCCUUCGAUCGUACCUUUGAACCAAAUACUGUACCAGUUUGUGAACCAGUUCCUGAAAUUGACAAUAUAGAACCAAGUAGCAAUAAAGAUGAUGAUUUUCUUGAAAAAAAUGGGGUUGAUGAAAAAUUAGAGCAAAUCCAGAGUAAAGACUCAUUGGAUGAGAAAAAUAAUGCUGAUAAUAAUAUUGAUGCUAAUGAAGAAACUCUAGAAACAGAUGAUACAACUAUUUGUUCAGAUCGACCCCCUGAAAAUGAAAAGAAGGUAGAGGAAGAUACUACAGAGCUUGCUCUUGGAGAAGAUGCUAUAUCUAGCAGUAUGGAAAUUGACCAAGGUGAAAAGAAUGAAGAUGAAACUUCUGCAGAUCUUGUAGAAACCAUUAGUGAAAAUGUUACUGAAGAUGACAAAAGUGAGAAUAUCUUAGAAAAUACAGACUCUAUGGAGACAGAUGAAAUCAUUCCUAUUUUGGAAAAGCUUGCACCUUCUGAGGAUGAACUUACUUGCUUUUCUAAAACAUCUCUCCUUCCAAUCGAUGAGACAAAUCCAGAUUUGGAAGAGAAAAUGGAAAGUUCUUUUGGUUCACCAUCUAAACAAGAAAGUAGUGAGAGUUUGCCAAAAGAAGCAUUUCUGGUCCUCUCUGAUGAAGAGGAUAUUUCAGGUGAAAAAGAUGAGUCUGAAGUUAUAUCGCAAAAUGAAACAUGCUCUCCAGCAGAAGUAGAAAGUAAUGAAAAGGACAGCAAACCUGAAGAAGAAGAGCAAGUAAUACAUGAAGAAGAUGAAAGACCUUCUGAGAAAAAUGAAUUUUCCAGACGAAAACGUUCUAAAUCAGAAGACAUGGACAAUGUACAGUCUAAACGUCGUCGAUAUAUGGAAGAAGAAUAUGAGGCAGAAUUUCAAGUAAAGAUUACGGCCAAAGGAGACAUUAACCAGAAACUUCAAAAGGUUAUACAGUGGUUGCUGGAAGAAAAAUUGUGUGCGCUGCAGUGUGCUGUAUUUGAUAAGACUUUGGCAGAAUUGAAAACACGAGUGGAAAAGAUUGAAUGUAACAAGAGGCAUAAAACAGUUCUCACUGAACUACAGGCCAAGAUAGCCAGGCUAACCAAACGCUUUGAAGCAGCCAAAGAAGAUCUUAAGAAAAGACAUGAACAUCCACCCAACCCACCAGUAUCACCAGGAAAAACUGUAAAUGAUGUCAACAGCAAUAAUAACAUGCCUUACAGAAAUGCAGGCACAGUGAGACAGAUGCUGGAGUCCAAAAGAAAUGUAAGCGAGAGUGCACCACCAUCCUUUCAAACUCCUGUGAAUACAGUAUCUUCAACCAAUCUUGUCACUCCUCCAACAGUUGUCAGUAGUCAACCUAAAUUGCAGACUCCAGUGACUUCGGGUUCCCUCACAGCAACGUCAGUUCUUCCUGCACCCAAUACAGCUACUGUAGUUGCUACUACUCAGGUGCCUAGUGGAAAUCCUCAACCUACAAUCUCUUUACAACCUUUGCCAGUGAUUUUGCAUGUACCUGUUGCAGUAUCCUCCCAGCCUCAGCUUCUACAGAGCCAUCCAGGGACUUUGGUGACUAAUCAACCAUCUGGCAACGUUGAAUUCAUUUCUGUGCAAAGCCCACCUACAGUGAGUGGUCUUACCAAAAAUCCAGUAUCCUUGCCAUCCUUGCCAAAUCCCACUAAACCAAACAACGUUCCUUCUGUGCCCAGUUCUAGUAUUCAAAGGAACCCUACUGCCAGUGCUGCACCAUUGGGAACAACACUUGCGGUGCAGGCUGUUCCAACGGCACACUCUAUUGUACAAGCCACAAGGACUUCUUUGCCCACAGUGGGCCCAUCAGGACUCUAUAGUCCAUCAAAUAAUCGAGGUCCUAUACAGAUGAAAAUUCCAAUUUCUGCAUUUAGUACUUCGUCUCCUGCAGAACAGAACAGCAAUACCACCCCAAGAAUUGAAAACCAGACAAACAAAACAAUAGAUGCUUCUGUCAGUAAGAAAGCAGCUGAUAGCACAUCACAGAGUGGAAAAGCCACUGGCAGUGAUUCAGGUGGUGUCAUUGAUCUCACAAUGGAUGAUGAAGAGAGUGGAGCUUCACAAGACCCCAAAAAGCUAAAUCACACUCCUGUAUCAACCAUGAGUUCUUCUCAGCCUGUGUCACGACCACUGCAACCCAUACAACCAGCACCACCUCUUCAGCCAUCUGGGGUGCCAACAAGUGGACCAUCUCAGACCACCAUACACUUACUACCUACAGCUCCAACUACCGUGAAUGUAACACAUCGUCCAGUAACUCAGGUGACCACAAGACUCCCUGUACCAAGAGCUCCUGCAAACCACCAGGUGGUUUAUACAACUCUUCCUGCACCACCAGCUCAGGCUCCCUUGCGAGGAACUGUUAUGCAGGCUCCUGCUGUUCGGCAGGUCAAUCCCCAAAAUAGUGUUACAGUUCGAGUGCCUCAAACAACCACGUAUGUUGUAAACAAUGGACUAACCCUGGGAUCCACAGGACCUCAGCUCACAGUGCAUCACCGACCACCACAAGUGCAUACUGAGCCGCCACGCCCUGUGCACCCAGCACCCUUACCAGAAGCUCCGCAACCACAGCGUGUGCCCCCAGAAGCUGCCAGCACAUCUCUGCCUCAGAAGCCACACUUGAAGUUAGCACGAGUUCAGAGUCAAAAUGGCAUAGUGCUGUCAUGGAGUGUCCUGGAGGUGGAUCGAAGCUGUGCCACUGUUGAUAGCUACCAUCUCUAUGCUUACCAUGAGGAACCUAGUGCCACUGUGCCCUCACAAUGGAAAAAGAUAGGGGAAGUCAAGGCACUUCCCUUGCCCAUGGCAUGUACUCUCACCCAGUUUGUAUCUGGUAGCAAAUACUACUUUGCAGUACGAGCCAAGGAUAUUUAUGGACGUUUUGGGCCUUUCUGUGAUCCUCAGUCAACAGAUGUGAUCUCUUCUACCCAGAGCAGUUAAACCUUGGAGCCUUUAUAUUUUCCUCUUUUAAAAUUUCCACCUUUUGGUCUUGUUUUUAAUCUUGUGCAUGAUACCCCAUGUAAAAUCCACCUUGUGCAAGAUUCCUUGGACAGAUGUGUGUAUACACUACAUUUGUUUAUAACCAGAAGCAAAAUAAACUCAGCCCACAAAGCUAGAAUCUUUUCCUGGACAGUUUAGGCUUUGGGGGUUGGAAAUGUAAAUGUGUACCUUGCUUUAGUUUUGAGGCUGGGGAAUAUGUGUGGGUGUUUAUGUGUGUUUUUCCCUAUGUAUGUGUUACUGCAUUGGAGUCUCCCAUUUUUAUUCUCAAAUUUACCUCUUAAAGUACGAAGUAGUAGAUCAAAGGAUCUGAGAUGUGUAACUGGCAUGAUUCUGCUUUUAAAGGAUCUGUAGGAUCAUUUUAAUUAAAUGGUUUAAACAGAAUCAAAACAAAACCCAAAGAAAUGAAUUAAAAACAAAAUGGCUAAAUAGUUUAAAAUAGGUUGAUUCGAACACAGGAAAGGAUCUAUUUGUUGUUUCUUUUGUCUGGUCUCCUAAGUUGUUAAUUAGGUUAAAAAAGAUCUGCAAUGGCCCCCUCCCUUUCCUGAUCUGGCUUUUACAUUUAUUUUGUGCCUUAAAGAUUAACUAUAAAAAUAAACAUGGCCAAAAAUAAAUAAACAUGGCCAUAUGUCCAUGGUUGCUUACUCUUCCCUUGCAGCCUUUUUACCCUUGAUUUCUUGCACACCUCCUCAAGUAAUAUUUUUAUUUUAUUUUUUUUUUAGAUGGAGUUUCGCUCUUGUUGCCCAGGCUAGAGUGCAGUGGCACAGUCUCAGCUCACUGCAACCUCCACCUCCUGGGUUCAGGCAAUUCUCCUGUCUCAGCCCGAGAGUAGCUGGGGUUACAGGCGCCUGUCACCAUGCCCGGCUAAUUUUUGUAUUUUUAGUAGAGAUGGGGUUUCACCAUGUUGGCCAGGCUGGUCUCAAACUCCUGACCUGAGGUGAUCCACCUGCCUUGGCCUCCCAAAGUGCUGGAAUUACUGUUGUGAGCCACCGUGCCCAGCCUACUCAAGUGAUUUUUAAACCAAGGUGUCUGUGUGUACAUGGAGGUAUUUGUACACACACGCACAGAUGCGCAUGCACAGUCUCAUCGUAGCCGGGCAUGGUGAUGGCAUCACAUUUAACUCCAAAAAUUUGACGUGCUAUUUUCUUCUAAAACUGUAGAUGCUUUUAUUUUUGGUCACUAUUUAACUUUGUGUAAAGUGGACCAAGAGAAAACCAUAUUGUGGAAGAAAAUUUUUCACGUUUUAGUAUCCGUGUUGCACACUGUGUUAGAGAUUAUGAAAAUGAUUCUAGUUCAGUUUAUUACCCAAAGCUAUCACCCAAUACUAAUUCGUUAGUAUUCUUUCAAAGGAAGCAAAUAGAAAGAUUCACAAUAUAGAAUGAGCUAAAAUAUCAAGGAGAAAGUUUCAUUUCCUCUUUAUUCUCACAUCGUCCUUCCUGUUUUAACCUUUUAACUUUGUUUUGAUGGUGCCAAGUUGAGUCUGAUGUACCCAUUGUUAGCUUUGGAUAGAAUUUAAAGUAUAUCCCAAAAUUAGCCGGGCAUGUUGGUGCAUGCCUGUAACCCCAGCUGCUCAGGAGGCAAGGAGAAUCGCUUGAACCCGGGAGGCGGAGGUUGCAAUGAGCUGAAAUUGCACCGUUGCACUUCAGCUUGGGAGACAAGAGCGAAACUCUGUCUCAAAAAAAAAGAAUUUAUAUUCUUUGAGGUCAUUUUAUGUAACAAUUAGAUAUAACCUCCUGUGUAUCUCUCUGUUCCUCUUCGAAGUUAUUAAAAUUCAGCUUAGGUCAUGGAUUUUUAAUAUGAGGGCCAGCUGUACUGGUGUCAGGUAGGUGUUUUGAGUGUAGAUAGUUUAGGACUGGAGGGCUGGGUUAAGUUUUAGGAGUGAGAAUGUGCUUGAGAAUAUUUUGAAAGGAAUUUAUGAAGUUUGUGAAAUAACUUACAAGUCCUCUUCCUUUGCAAUAUUUGAAUUCCAUUUUUCUACCUUCUCAAAAUAGUCAUUCAUUUUUCCUAGAAUUGCAGGAGGGAGCUCUCUCUUUUAUUAAUGUUGUUUGUUUGCAACUUUGAUGGCUUAUAAUAGGAAAUUUUCUAGUUGUAAAGAAAACUCUUUAGAGACUUUUGACUGGUCAGUAUACUAUCAUCUGAGGUGUAAGAUUUGAUUCAUGAUGAAGAAAGCCUAUAGAUUGCCAAAAAAUUAAUGCUCCAAACCUCCUUUCACUCUCAGAAAAUGAGACCACAAAGGAGUAUGCUAUAAAUCAAAUUUGCCAACCAACUAUGUAGAUAUUACUCAUUCUAGGACUAAUGAUGAUGCUAAAGAAGUUGCCAUUGUUAUGGCAAUGAAAAUUUUAAAAGGAAGGAGUCGGUGAUCUUCUAGAUGUAUAUGAACACCUGUCUAUAUCUGCAUGUGUAUGUUUUGACCUGCAGUGGUUGCAGUGUUGAUUAUGUGUUCAAGAUUAUUCCUGUCUACAAAAUUGAAGGCCCUUGUUCAAAUUGUUCUUUAUUGGGUGUUUUUAUGGUCACGUGGUUAGUUUUUUUACAUAACCUACAAAAGGUUCUCUUGAUGAACAUUUUUAUUUAUAUUUGCUAAUUUUUUUUAAAAAAAGCUUUCAUAGCAUUAUUUAAUCAGAUGAAGAAAGCCCAGUAGAAUUUUCUUAAAAAAAUUCAUUAUCCUAGCCUAUAUUGUUUUCUGUCAAAGGAAAACAAAUUCUCAAAUAGCAAUUCUAAAAACAGAUUUACUAAAGUAAAAUAAUUACUUAAAAUGUUUUAUUCCAGUUGGAAGGAAGGUACAGGGAGAGAUCACAAUUAUUUAGGGGAAAAGUAUAUUAUAAGAUGGUGUACUCAAAUUAGCCUACCAUGGCACGUAGGGGCAGCAGCUAUAUUAGAUUUACUAGAGGUGCUAGGUUAGAACACUAGGUUUUUAUUGAGGCAGGUUUUAAUAUUGAUAGAUGCUUUUUGUUUGGUUUGCUGCUUCUGGGAGAGAGAAUGGAGGACUUGAGUAGUAAGUAGCUACUGAUAACAGACUUUCUAGUAGCAGUUUCCACUCCGCAGUUAACUUUUUAGUUUCAUAGUAUCUUUUCACAAAGUACUACAAAUAAGCUAGAUUCUCCCAUUUUGGGAAUGCAAGUUUUACAACAUUUUUAGCCUGGCAAUAUUUGUGUAGGUAUUGCCUUAUUGGAAAUUCUGGAAACCUGAUACUGCAACCUGCAAUGUAGGAUGUUUGUAUGGCAUUUAAAGAUAACGGUGAUGUUUAUUAUUCUAUACUUUGCAUUCUGUGAGAGUAAUUUUCACUGUCUUAAGUGUGAGUAAGCCUCUUCUAAAAAUCCUGUUCUUGCUAAGAAAUUUAUAAAUUACAUACAAAGACAUCUGUUGUUAACAGUUAAUUUUAUGAGGUAACUAUAUCCUUGUAUUUCUCUGGAUUCAUUUUUUAAAAAUAUGCAGAAUACUGCAUACUGUUUAACAUAGUAUAUACAUUUAUGAGAGAAGUGGAGAGCUUUCUUCCUUGAAAAGUCGGUAUUCGUUGAGAUAUCAUUUGCCUCACAGAGAGGUGUUCCCCACUCCCAUCCCCAUUGCCAGAUAAUAAAUACUUUGAAAAAGUGACCUAAAACAGCUUAAAUCUUAGGUGCAUCUAUCUGCAGACCUCCUUAAGUAGGCUGCGUCUUACAGUUCUCUUACUGCAUUGGGUAAGUGUUAACUUUGUUGUUUGUUCUUUUGCUUUAAAUAUUCUCCAAAUUACCAUUUAUGCAACAAGGUCAGGGUUAAUACUGCAUGGUAUUCAUUUAUCUUGUUUCAUGAACUUUCCAGUACUGUACAAGGUUAACAAAGUAAUGCCUGUGGUAUCCUCAUCUCUCACUUUUUUACACUGUGAUCUUAGCACAGUAAGGUACUGCAAAGACCUUCCUUCCAAAUGUUCUCCUUGACUUUACUUCUUGGGCCAAUUCAGUAUCCUCAACAUCCUAUGAUUUUGUUGUUUUAUCACUGACCUGUGGUUGGCCUGUUUUAUCCUAAUUUCCAGAAAAAUCAAGUCGUAGUAUUUGCAAUAUCAAAUAACUGUCUAAAACCAAUAUGUGAUUCUACCUUCCUUAUUAUUUUUACUGGGCAAAUGCCCUAUUUUUUUUUUUUUUUUUUUUUUAACUUUUGGGACACACACACAAAUCAGCAAUUCUCAUGAAGCGUUUGUUAGCGUGGCAGACUUGUCUAAUUCCUGAAACUCAUUCAUCCCCUUGAGCCAGCCAAUGGGGAGGAAUAGGAUAAUGUAAACACAUGUUUUGUUUUCUCAUUUUCAAAUAAUUUACCAUGUUAAAAUAAACUUUUGUUUUUUAUUUGUAGAGUCAGCUAAGUACCCAUAUUUAAAUGCUGUCUUUAUCAUUUUUUUGAGGUUUUUGUUUUUGUCUGUUUCUUUGUUUUGUUUUUGUAAAUAAGGUAACUGGGCAAUCAAACACCUUUUGGGGAUUCUGGCUUUAGUAUUUUAUCAGCCAUUUCAAAAUUAAAUAUAAAAAUCCUUUGUAAGUAACUUGCAUCCUAAUUUUUCUUUAUUGCAGUUGAAAGUGUAAAUAAUAAGACAAUGUAAGUAAGACCUUCCUAAUGUCUAAUACAAACUGGGCUGUAGCAAGUGGCCCUAUUUUUAUUAGAGUUUUGAAGGUUUGUAUGUGUGUGUGUGUGUGUGUGUGCGCGCGCGUGUGUGUGUUUUUCUUUUUUAAAUGUAUAGUAGAGUGGUGUCUGUAUAAGUGUUAACUGUAGUGGGGUUUUGUCCAGCAAGCCUGAAAUUUAUACUUUGAAAUAAAACUACUGGGUUUUUAACAUU
This is a messenger RNA of Chlorocebus sabaeus (green monkey), 11947 nucleotides long. The record is from RefSeq and is a predicted model, not a curated record. NCBI's taxonomy places the organism in Eukaryota, Metazoa, Chordata, Mammalia, Primates, Cercopithecidae.